GUCUUCUCCUGGCUUCACAAACUUGUGGUCCAUGCUUGGUGUGCACUCCCAGUGUGGGAAACAGUGACAUUCAGCAGCACAUCUGUGAAGACCCAAACCCUGCCACAACCCUUUUUGAUGGCUGAGGUGUCACAAGAGGAGAGACUCCAGGCCAUCGCUGAGAAGAGGAAGAAGCAGACAGAGAUUGAAAACAAGAGGAGGCAGCUGGAUGACGAUCGACGGCAACUCCAGCAUCUUAAGUCAAAGGCCCUGAGGGAGCGCUGGUUGUUGGAUGGAGCUCCAGCUGAGGAGGAGACACAGAGACGUCUGCAGGAUGACGAGAUGAAGACCAAACUUCUGGAGCAAGUCAUCCUCAGGCUGGAGCAGGAGAUAGAAGAGCUGGAGACAGGAGUUCCUGCUAAGAAAGGUGUGGCCAAAGAAAAUGGUGAGAACGGCGUGGUGCAGAACACCAAGAAGGAGCUGACGGGGGUCGAGGCCAAGCUGCUGGGACCUAGUCCAGACCAGGCCAGCGAGGAGAACCCAGUCACUCUGGUUUUCAUGGGCUACAAGACAGUGGAGGAGGAGCAGGAGAGCCGCACGGCCCUGGAAGGGGUGGACGGCAACGUGAAGGCCGAGUUCGUGGUGAUCGAAGACGGCGAGGGGAAGGCGGACGACGCGGCCACAGGGGAGCAGGCCCCGCCCAACGGCAGCAUGGCGGAAAAGGAGAAGGCCAACGAAAGUGGAGAGGCGGGAGAGAAGGAGAAGAAACAGACCUGCAAGUGCUGCACGGUCAUGUGAGCUCUGUGUGUGUGUGUGUGUGUGUGUGUGUGUGUGUGUGUGUGUGUGUGUGUGUGUGUGUGUGUGUGUGUGUGUGAGGACACACCUGCGCUCCUGCAGUGCGGUGUGCCCGUUGCAUGAGUCCGUAUUCUCAAAUGUAUGUAAGUGUGUGUUUGUGCGGCGGUGAGCGUCAGCACUGAAAAACAACAAGUCAAUAAACAAAGAAGGAGAGCCGAGACGAGCUCCAGCAGCCAGAACCACAAAGACUCAUAAGUACACUUCUUACUAUAUUUACUUUCUCUGUAUUUGUCUUUUGAUUUUUAUUGAUAUUUUUCUAUUUUUCUGUCCUUGACAUUUAUAUUGUAGCCUAUCCAGUGUGUAUAUCUUUAUUAUGGGACUGUGUACUGUUUGUUCAUCGUUCGUAUUGGCUGAAGGAAGAAAAAAAUUAAACAAAAAUGUAUUCGCUCUCUGGAUUGUACUGCUACCGAGUGGGGAAAAUCUGGAAACUUCAAAUCCAAAACUAUGAAAGACACAGAUGCUUAAAAAUACAUAUAUAUAUAUAAAUACAUAAAUAUAUUUCUGUGUGUAGGCCAACCAACUAUUUAUCAGUCAAUUUCAUAUUGCAAUAUUGUCUAAGAUAUUAUUUUAAUAGUAUUUUAAUAUAUUGAUAUGAAAUUAUGUUUUAUACAAUGUAUUUAUUGUUUUGCUGGUUUUUUUGUUUUGUUUUGUUUUUGUUUUGUUUUUGUCAUCUCAGACCAUUAACUGCAUGUAAGCUUUAGCACCAUCAGAGCCCCGCUCACAUGUCUGUGCUUUCUUAGACACGUAUGUUUAAUCACACGAGUCCUUCUGUCCAUAAUGGUGAAAUUGAAGCUGUGUUAAAGUAAUGCUUUAGUUUUUUUUUAAAGGAAAAUACACAACAAAGAGGCAAAUUCAACCACUGAUCAAGUCGCAGAUCACGUUAGCUUGUUGCUAGUUCACAUGUAUAUGAUCACAGCUUUUGUUUGUUGAAUAAGUUAGAUAGAAUUUAAGAUUUUUAAAUUUCACGACUCUGUUGUUGAAAAGGUUUGAAGUGACUGUUUGAAUGUUUUGAAGAGUUAUGUGGGGAUUUUUAACAGUUAACAUCUUACCUGUUGUAAAUGGCUUUUGAACAACCUCAGAAGAAAAUGAGUUUAUUUCUAAGCGGACUGAUGAGCUAAUGGCUAGUCUGAGUGGGGCUGCUAUGUGCACUUUUAGGAAUGCUUAUCACCCACUGCCUUUCAUGUCGUAGUUUUAGACUAAGAUCAUUUUACUUCAAGAAAUGACAGAUUUAUAUCCGAUUUAGUCUAACCUCCAAAAUAACCUUAUCCACAAUCUGUUAUGUCACGCUCCAAGUGUGUUUAUAAUGACUCUCAGCUUCUACCGCAACAUGUUACCACAAUAUUUGUAAAACUGACUUCUAUUAGAUCAUGUCGAUUGGUUGUGGCGGCCAUCUUGAACUGGAUUAGCUCCAAAAGAUAAUCGGUUCCAGAUUUACACCCAGUGAUUAAAGUUUCAUUAAAACCUGCCCUUGGGUUCUUGAGAAAUUUUGCUAACAGACAAACAGGGUUCACUCCAGCAUUUAAUGCUUGAGUUUAGACAAAGGUCGAGCACAAUGGGAGGCACUUGAACUAUGAGUUGAGAAUGGCUCUCAGCUACAGUCACACCAAAUUUUAGCUCAAUGUUUGUAAAACAAACUGAAUUAUACUGUUUUUUGUUUGUUUUUUAUUAUCAGUUGGCUGUGGCGGCCCUCUUGAACUGUGUUGACUUUAAAAUGUAUUUAAUUGUACAUAUAUAUCCAAUCAUUGCUUUCUGAAAGUUUCAAUAAAAUUAGUCUAGUUCAAGAGA
This is a messenger RNA of Austrofundulus limnaeus, 2619 nucleotides long. RefSeq names its product paralemmin 1b (gene palm1b). Gene Ontology annotation, cellular component: membrane. Gene Ontology annotation, biological process: regulation of cell shape. The record is from RefSeq and is a predicted model, not a curated record. NCBI's taxonomy places the organism in Eukaryota, Metazoa, Chordata, Actinopteri, Cyprinodontiformes, Rivulidae.